This is a messenger RNA of Polychytrium aggregatum, 4401 nucleotides long. RefSeq lists its product as uncharacterized. The record is from RefSeq and is a predicted model, not a curated record. Gene Ontology annotation, molecular function: protein binding. Bases 1 to 4401 code for a protein of 1466 amino acids. The transcript has 3 exons. NCBI's taxonomy places the organism in Eukaryota, Fungi, Chytridiomycota, Chytridiomycetes, Polychytriales.
AUGUCCCUCGUCCCCAGGCGGGGUGCUGUCGCUGGGCUGCUUGUCCUGAUCGCAGCAGCGGCUCAGCCUCCCAGCGUCACUGUCCUUGGCAUCGUCGCCCUCGUCCCUGCUUUCGGCUCGCGCUCUCCCGUGCAUCUCCAGACCCUUGGGCAGGCUCGCUGCCCACUUUUUGUCGUCAGCGCGGCCGACUGUGAGCCGUCGUCCGUCGUCUCAGGCAGCCGGUCCCUGGUCAUGUCUGCGUCGAGCCAUCCAGAGCCUCCAGGCCAUCACCCGCAGUCGUCGACUCCCGAAUCCCAUCGCCGGCCUGUGGACUCGCUGGCUUCCAGCCCCAUUCGAAUCCCGCCGCCCGUCCAUGCCCACACCAACACCACCAUCCACAUCACCGAUCCCGAGGGCCUCAUCUUCGCGACCCCAGCGUCGCGGCCGCAUUCGCUGCCAUCAUCAUUGGAUCCGCCAUCGUCGUUGCCGGCGGCAUUCCUUCUGCAAGAUCGGCCCGCGGAUGGCCACGACCAGCGGGGCUGGCCCGGCCGCUUUGACCACCGGCCACUGCCUUCGGAUGAAUAUUCGGAUAUGACCGACUCGGAGUUCGACGAAGACCCAAACUAUGCCAUCAAGAACUCACUGAAUCGGCUCCGGUUUCUGAACGAUAGAUCGUCGGAAUCCCAAGUCCCGACGACGAGCGCGGAUGAAGACUUUGAUGUGAUUUCGGCUGUUUCCAGCCCCGCGAAAUCAGCCCGGCUCGACCACGACUCGGACACCUCUCCGGCGAAAGAGUCGCCGUCGACCGGGCCGCCAAUUGGUCCGUCGGCGUCUUCCCAGGAUAUCGCACCCUCAAGCCACUCGCCCGACAAGAAGGGCUUCUUUGCCAAGGUCAAGUACAAGACCAAGAAGCUCCUGGACAAAACGGCCGAGAAGCACGCCAAGAAAAGCCACUCCAGGCAUAGCCCGACGCAGUCCGAGGGCAUUCUUCCCGAGGCUCGGCAGGCGUCCCAGCCGGCAUGUGCUCCCCGGGACGCUGCAUCCAGAGGGGAGGCCGAUCCCACGAAGCCUCUGAGCGCGCCGCCGUCGUCAACCGUCCUGGAUACUGCAUCUGGACUUGGACCCGGGCCGAGACCGGAAUCAGGACUCGAAUCAGGACCUGAAUCUGGACCUGGAUCUACGCCGGACCAGGAUCGGCAGAGGCAUGCCGGCACGGCCAAGCCAGCAGCCCUCGCUGCCGCGGCUGUCUCCGGCGCCCAGGCUCCAGGCUCUGCGCUGCUCCCCCAGCCCUCGAAAUCCACACUCAAUUCAUGGACAACCGCGAUCGCCUCCAAGACCAGCGCCGAGGUCUCAUCUGUUUUCAGCUCAACGUCCUCCUCGACGGCAGUGUCGCAUGGGCUCGCGGCAACCUUUGUCAAGGGCGGCGACAAAAAGUUCUCGUAUCCGGCCAACCGGCCCUUGCCUAACCUGCUCGGCAAGGAGGUCGGCGGCGGACUGGUGCUGGUGCAGGAGAUCCGGUGCAUCGCCAAAGAAGCCUCGGCCGAGCUCCUACCGGGGGUUGCACCAGUGGAAAGCAAGACCACCAAGGAACCGGCGACCGAGUCCGUGCAGCAGGCAGGAGCCAGCGGCUGGAGUGGAAUCCUGAGCCACUCCCACCCGGGAUCCGAUGGCGCUGCUUCGUCCACAACCCCAGGACACGAAAUCUCGGUGAUGCGGUUCUCGGAUAAUGGGCUCUUGCUGGCGGCGGCGGGCAAGCUCGGCAUCAUUUGGAUCUGGGAGGUCUGCGGUCGAGACCAAAGUGCCAGCCCGGUCCCCCAUCCAGCAAGUCGUCCGGAAACAAAGGCGAGGCCCAACAGGCCAGUCUUUGCCCGAAGUCACUCCGACGUGGCUCCCCGGGGGCUGCAGAUGGUCGAACACGAUGGACCUGCAGUCGCUGGCAAGGCAGCAGCCGGGGCUGGGGCCGGGGCUUCGGCCGAUGUGCCUCCGCCGGUCUUCAAGCCGACACCUGUGCGCAUCUUUGCGGGCCACGGCAGCGAUAUUCUCGAUUUGGCCUGGUCCCGAAACAACUUUUUGAUCUCGGCCUCGAGCGACGGACAAGUGCGUCUGUGGCAUCCGCAAGAACCCUCGCCGCUGUGCAUCUUUGAGCAUCCGGAUGCGGUGUCGGCCGUCCGCUUCCAUCCGAUCGACGACCGGUACUUUGUCAGCUCGUGCGCCGACCGCAAGAUCCGGGUGUGGUCCUUGGUGGAAAAGAAGGUCAAGUUCUGGAACGAAAUGAUCUUCCUGGACAGCAGCGUCACGGCCCUGUGCUUCAAUCUGGCAGGCGACCUCGUCAUCUGCGGAAGCGACCAGGGCGACCUGGUCUUUUUCGAGUUCAACGGACUCAAGUACCACACGCAAAUCGAGGUCAAGGCCCUGAGCCGCAGCCGGAGCGUCCGGGGCGGGAAGCGCAUCAUUGGCAUCGAGCGGAUUCCCAACCGAACGCUUGAGCAAAAGAUCAUGGCCAAGUACCAGGGCACCAAACUCGUCGCGGCCCUGAACCAGGAGCCCGACCCGCAGAUCGUCCUCGAAGACGAGAAGAUCCUGGUUACCUCGAGCGAUUCGCGCGUGCGCAUCUACAAUCUGCGCGACAAAUCGCUCUUUCAAAAGUUCAAGGGCUCAGAGCAUCGCUCGGCGUCCAGUCGAGCAAGCUGCUCGUGGAACGGCCGGUACAUUGUCUCGGGCUCGGACGAAAAGGCCAUCUACAUCUGGAACACCUGUCUGGACGAAAACUCGGCCCUCCAGACCGUCCACCUGCACUCGCCCCUACACAGCACUACGGCCUCGAGCAGCAGCGGCAGCGCCCUCUUUGGCGGACUCAUGGGCUGGCAUCUCGACAACCAAACAAAGUACAUCCUGAAACUCUCGGGGCUGGAGGAGCCUGUGUUGUGCACAGCGUUCGCCCCGAGCGGCACCCGUGUAUAUCUGGAGCAGUCUCGGCUCCGGCGCGGCCUGCUUCCGGCCGAGGCCGACGCUCCCAUGGACCAAGUCUACUCUCAGAUUCUCGUUUCGGUCGAUGCGAGCGGACUCAUGCGGGUCUACGAGAGUGAAAACUCACUCGGCCCCAUGUUUUCGCCCACGGCCAGCGUCAGCAUGGGGAAAUCCAGCGGCACAAGCACAGGCAGCUCGAUCCUGCGCGGCCUGGCCCGGACACCGACGAUUCCAACCAAGAGCACCGGGAUCAGCUCGGACCUUGCUGGCGAUCUCCACAUCCACAGCGCCGCACAGCCGGAUCGAUAUCCAGGCCCGAGCCCGAGCAACGCGCCGAACAAGGCCCAGAGCGUCCUGCUGACGCUGCCGACGUCCAGCACCGGCCUCGCCAAAUCAUCAUCGGUCCACAUGGUCCAGAAUCCCACGGAUGUUUCGUUUCUACCGCGGACGCUGACUUCAGCCCAGUCGAUCAGCAGCAUUUCCUCGGGCGACCUGGUUUCCCGGCCCCCGCUUUCAGGUAUGGGCUCGACAACAGCAACGCUGAGUCGGGACAGUGGGUUGCGUCCACGGACAUCCCUCGGGUCGGGGCGGCAAAGUACAACAGGGCCUUCGGGUCGAGCCAGCCUGUCGUCGCAGAUUCCAGAGCCCCCGCCAUCGUCGCUGCAAGAAGGCGCGGCCUCGGGCCGAGGCAGUCCAACUCACCUAGCGCAGCGCGAGCGAAGAGUCUCAGCCGGAGCAUCGACAUCGGCAGCCCUAGCCUUGGCGCAUGGAGCAACCUCGGUGACAUCUCUGGCAUCGGCCACGCGGGACGCAUCGACAACAAGCAGAGCAGGGUCGCUCACGACGGCGGCAGAGUCAGCGACAUCCACAGCAAGACGAUUGGCGGCCCCGUCAGACAGCGAUGGCCUGCACCAUGCUCGGAGUGGCACGGAUGCAUUUCCCGACCGAACGGCGCCCCGAAGUAUCCAACGCGGGCCGUCCGAGAUCGAGAUUCCCACGCACCAGCGAUCGUCCUCCGGGUUUGAACCGAUCGUCACGCGGCAGCGGUCCCACUCUCACUCGAUUGUGAUGUCGAUCAAGUCCCUGACGGAGAGACUGGCAUCGCCGCGAUCGAGCCAGACACAGCGUGAGAUACCGGUGGCGAUCAAAGAAGGCUCGAGCGGAUCGGUCUCGAGCAGCGCCGAGCAGCGGGCUGAAUCGGUGCCGAUCGAUGCCUCGGCGCCGUCGGCUUUGUUGGCCACCCUCGGAGCACAUCCAACGAAUGACGGUCGGCCCAAGGCAAAGUCGCUACAGGCCGAGUCCAGCCCAGCGCUGAGCAGCGGACCCACCGAGGCUGAGGCCGACGACGAAGGCGGGCUGGUGUGCAGCAGCUGUGGUGGCGACAGCUUUACGGUGCUCAAGUCUGGACGGAUGAAGUGUCUCAGAUGCGGAUAUCUCACAAGCCUGCCCAAAUAA